CCUCUUGACGACUGCGACGUCUUUUGUCCUGAAGCAUCAGAGUCACCAUGCGGUCCCUUGUACGAUCGGCCGCGCGGCCCUACGUCUGCCCGUCCUGUCAAUUAGGCGGUUUACCCGCUCGCCGGAGGUUCGCAUCUCACUCUACGCCGACUAGUGCAUCGCCCGAGAUCUACGAUGUCGUUUGUGUCGGCGGUGGUCCUGCAGGCCUAGGCCUGCUUGCAGCUCUGCGAGCGUCUUCCGCUACCUCCAAGCUCAAGGUCGCCCUUGUGGAGACCCAAGACCUGCAGAAAGCCCGCUCGUGGUCUCUCGAUGCACGGCACUACUCCAACCGCGUCAGCAGCCUUACGCCCUCCUCCGUUUCCUUCCUCCAAAGAAUCGGCGUCUGGGACCAUGUCGACACGGCUCGCGCUCAGCCUUACCAAGAAAUGCAGGUCUGGGAUGGGGAGACCGGCUCGCGAAUCACCUUCGACUGGUCCAUGGAGUCCUCGCCCUUCGAGGACAUGCGCACCGUCGCAACCAUGACCGAGAACUCCAACCUCGUGCGCGCCCUCCUCUCGCGCAUCGCUGAGUCCGGAGACGAAAAUCUCUCCAUCUUCUCAAACACCACCGUCUCUUCCAUCUCCAAUGGCUCCGAAAUCCCCGACGGACCCGAUCUCUCCGCCUGGCCCAUCCUCUCCCUCGCUCCGACAAACUCCUCUACUUCACAGCCACCCAAGCAGAUCGCAGCUCGCCUCCUCGUGGGUGCGGAUGGUAUCAACAGUCCCGUACGGCGCUUCGCCGACAUCUCCACCUCAGGCUGGGACUACGACCGACACGGCGUCGUCGCCACGCUUUCGCUGUCUGACCUGGACCCCGUGCACUACUCCGCCAGCAUUAAGACAGCCUACCAGCGCUUCCUCCCCGCGCUCGGCGGUCCCAUCGCCCUUCUCCCCCUCCCCAACAACAACGCCAGCCUCGUCUGGUCGACCACCCCCGCCAAUGCCGCCUACCUUAAAGCCCUGCCCCCGCGCGCCUUUAUCGCCAUGGUCAACGCCGCCUUCCGCCUCUCCAUGACCGACCUGAACUACAUGCUUCGCAUGGAACGCCCCGCAUCACCCACUACCGCCUCAUCCCCCGCCCUCGACCCCCACGAAGACGAACUCACCUGGCGAGUGCAGCACACCCCGCAGCCCCGCAAACCCAGCCAGCUGCCACCCCUCGUGACCGGCGUGCAGGAAGGCACCGUCGCCUCCUUUCCGCUCCGCUUCCGCCACGCCUCCACCUACGUCUCGCCGCGCAUCGCCCUGGUUGGCGACGCCGCCCACGUUAUCCACCCACUCGCCGGCCAGGGCUUGAACCUAGGCCUCGGCGACGUGGCCGCUCUGGCCGAGACGGUCGCAUACGCAGCCACCCACGGCAUGGACCUCGGCGACAUCCUGACCCUAGAGCGGUAUGCCGGGGAGCGCUUCGCGACCAACGCCAAGAUCGGCGGUGCCUGCGACGUCCUGCACAAGCUGUACAACGUUCCCGGCAAUGGGCCUGUGGCGUGGGCGCGGAGUUUUGGCUUGGAUGUGAUCGAUUCGGUGCCGUUUGUGAAGGGGUUGUUGAUGAGGGGAGCGCAAUGAUCUAUAUAAAUAAAACCAGGGUGGUUUGGGUUUUCAGCCUCCGCUUUUUUCUCUUUCGCGUGUAUAAAUAACUAACUAUCUUUCCACUAUAUAACCGGUUUAGCAGGUUGUAC
Aspergillus saccharolyticus JOP 1030-1 is the source of this 1717-nucleotide messenger RNA. RefSeq names its product putative ubiquinone biosynthesis monooxgenase (Coq6). The record is from RefSeq and is a predicted model, not a curated record. Gene Ontology annotation, biological process: ubiquinone biosynthetic process. Gene Ontology annotation, cellular component: mitochondrion. Gene Ontology annotation, molecular function: oxidoreductase activity, acting on paired donors, with incorporation or reduction of molecular oxygen, NAD(P)H as one donor, and incorporation of one atom of oxygen; FAD binding; 2-octaprenyl-6-methoxyphenol hydroxylase activity. The coding region runs from base 48 to 1604 and encodes 518 amino acids. Lineage: Eukaryota; Fungi; Ascomycota; Eurotiomycetes; Eurotiales; Aspergillaceae. The transcript is spliced from 2 exons.